Messenger RNA from Strongylus vulgaris, 213 nucleotides. The record is from the annotation of a GenBank genome assembly. NCBI's taxonomy places the organism in Eukaryota, Metazoa, Nematoda, Chromadorea, Rhabditida, Strongylidae.
AUGAAUCAUCCUUUUCAAAGUUUUCAGGAGAAAAGCGAGCAUGUAGUGGAGUCGAACUUGGAACCCGUAGUGGAGGCUGUUGAGGAGAAGCCACUAGAUGCUCCUCUGGAGCCUAUGCCUACCAAACCAACUCUAGAGGUUCCACAGUCACCAAGGAAGCUCACACCUAUGCCAAAAGACUUGGCUCCUGUUCAUCCUGCAAUAAAGGUAUGA